AUGUGCUUCUGGACAAAGCUUCCAGUAUUUGGGGUGUCUUUGUUCCUCCUACUCAGCCUCGUUCCCUCUACUGAGACAGAGAGACCCUCGAACCAGGACAGCAGCAGCGCCUGGAGCCCAGGCCACCUGAUGGAAAUACUGCGAGCUCUCUCUGCUGGUGACCCCCCACCCCGGAACCAUUCUGGAAGCCUCAUCCAAACAUUGCUGGAGAAAACUGGCUGCCCACGGAGGACGAAGGCAAUGCAAGGAGACUGCAGUCUGUGCUUUGAACCAGAUGCCCUAUUACUAAUAGCUGGAGGAGAUUUUGAGGAGCAGCUCCAAGAGGAAGUGGUCCAGAGAGUUUCUCUUCUCCUUCUCUAUUAUAUUAUUCAUCAGGAAGAGAUCUGUUCUUCCAAGCUCAACAUGAGUAAUAAAGAGUAUAAAUUUUACCUACACAGCCUCCUCAGCCUCAGGCAGGAUGAAGACUCCUAUUUCCUUUCACAGAACGAGACAGAAGAUAUCUUGGCACUCACCAGGCGGUACUUUGACACUUCUAGAAGCCAGUGUAUGGAAACCAAAACGCUGCAGGAAAAGUCUGGAAUACUGAGCAGUGAUGGUGCUGAUGAGAACACACUUCCUCAGCUGGCAGUGACUAUCAUCGCUUUGUCCCUGCAAGGUGUUUGUCUGGGGCAAAGAAACUUGCCUUCCCCAGACUAUUUCACGGAAUAUAUUUUCAGUUUUUUGAAUAGGACAACUACUCUCCACAUCUCGGAACUAGAGCAACUCCUCAAUACUCUCUGGACCAAAAGUACCUGUAUCAGAAAAGAUAAAAUUCAUCAACUUCAAAGGAAACAAAACAACCUAACAAUCUAUGAUUGGGGCUCUAAUCUAUCUGUAUCAAUGGACCAAGAGUCACAUGAUGGUUCCAUUUCCUGGUAUGAGUCUUGCUUCUCUGCAGGGCAACUGGUGGAGAUAUUUCUACAGAACAGCCUUUCACCCAUUUCCAAGGAGGACUUUAAGCGAAUGAGUCCAGGAAUUAUCCAACAAUUGCUCAGCUGCUCUUGCCAGCUGCCUGAGGACCAGCAAGCAAAGCUGCCACCGACCACUCUGGAGAAAUAUGGCUACAGCACAGUGGCCGUGGCUCUGCUCACACUGGGCUCCAUGCUCGGGACAACGCUGAUUCUGUUCCACAGCUGUGAGGAGAACUACAGGCUUAUUUUACAGCUGUUUGUGGGCCUGGCCGUUGGGACACUUACUGGGGAUGCUCUGCUCCACCUUCUCCCUCAGGUUCUUGGUUUACAUAAGCAGGAAGGCUCAGAGUUUGGACAUUUCCAUGAAAGCAAAGGCCAUAUUUGGAAACUGUUAGGAUUAAUUGGAGGCAUCCAUGGCUUUUUCUUAAUAGAAAAAUGUUUUAUUCUUCUGGUAUCACCAAAUGCUGAGCAGGGUGUAUCAUUGGUUAAUGGGCAUGGGGGACACUCCCACCAUCUUGCACUCAACUCUGAACUAAGUGACCAGUCAGGCAGAGGCAAAUCUGCUUCAACACUCCAGUUGAAAAGCCCAGAAGAUUCACAGGCAGCUGAAAUUCCUGGAGGCAGUAUGACAGCCUCCAACAGAAAAUGCAACACCAUUAGCUUGCUAGCAAUAAUGAUACUGGUUGGGGACAGCCUGCAUAAUUUUGCAGAUGGCCUCGUGAUAGGAGCGGCCUUCUCAUCUUCAUCUGAGUCAGGAGCAACCACCACGCUUGCUAUCUUGUGUCAUGAAAUUCCACAUGAAAUGGGAGACUUUGCUGUACUCUUAAGCUCUGGACUUCCUAUUAAGAUUGCCAUCCUUAUGAAUUUUCUAAGUGCUCUAACUGCCUUCAUAGGACUAUACGUUGGCCUCUCUGUAUCCACUGAUCCAUGUGUUCAAAACUGGAUCUUAACAGUUACUGCGGGGAUGUUCUUAUAUUUAUCCUUGGUGGAAAUGCUUCCUGAAAUGACUCAUGUUCAAACACGGCGACCCUGGUUGAUGUUUCUCCUGCAGAACUUUGGAUUGACCCUAGGUUGGCUUUCUCUCUUGCUGCUGGCUAUAUAUGAACAAAAUAUUAAAAUAUAAGUUGAGUCUCAAAAUCCUUCACAAAUAAAUUUAUAUGGCUUCAUUUUGUUGCUUUUGUUGAAAGUGUCGAUAGUGGCUUGUAAAUUAAGUCUUUUUAUCUUAGAGGAAGGGUGUAUGUCUUUUAGUUCAUUAACUUAUUAAUUUUAUGAUGCACUUUUGUUUUAGAAUAUAAAUGUCAGGUUGUCCUCAAUUGAGAUUUUGAUAGUAGAGCCCAGCACCCUG
Molecule: messenger RNA, 2295 nt
Organism: Nyctereutes procyonoides (raccoon dog)
Lineage: Eukaryota; Metazoa; Chordata; Mammalia; Carnivora; Canidae
Gene: SLC39A12
Product: solute carrier family 39 member 12
Exons: 12
Coding region: 1-2073 (690 amino acids)
Biological process (GO): intracellular zinc ion homeostasis; zinc ion import across plasma membrane
Cellular component (GO): membrane
Molecular function (GO): zinc ion transmembrane transporter activity
Source: RefSeq, a predicted model, not a curated record